This is a messenger RNA of Didymodactylos carnosus, 1095 nucleotides long. The record is from the annotation of a GenBank genome assembly. Lineage: Eukaryota; Metazoa; Rotifera; Eurotatoria; Philodinida; Philodinidae.
AUGUCAUCAUUAACCAAUAGUACAGUAUCUCAUUAUAUUGAUGUACGAUCCGAUACUGUUACAAAGCCCACCGCAUCAAUGCGUCAAGCUAUGUUUGAAGCUGAAGUUGGUGAUGAUGUCUAUGGUGAUGAUCCAACAGUUUUAAAAUUACAAUCCAUGGCAGCUAAAUUAUUGGGAAAAGAAGCGGCACUAUUUGUUCCAUCCGGUACAAUGGGAAAUUUAAUAUCAGUUUUAACUCAUUGUAAUAUGUUUGGUAGUGAAAUGAUACUAGGUGAUCAAUCACAUAUAUAUUUUUAUGAACAAGGUGGUUCGGCAACAUUAGGCAGAGUUCAUUCUAGAGUAGUUCAAACACAACCUGAUGGAACUUUAUUAUUAAGUGAUAUAGAGAAAGUAAUUAGACCAUUUCCAGCUAAUGAUGAUCAUUUUCCAAUAACAAAACUAAUUUGUUUAGAAAAUACUCAUAAUCGAAUGGGAGGAAAAAUUUUAUCAGUUGAAUAUACUAAUUCAAUUGGAGAACUUUGUAAAAAGCAUGGAAUAAAGUUACAUAUGGAUGGAGCAAGAUUGAUGAAUGCAGCAGUUGAAUUGAAUAUUGAACCAUCUAAAUUAGUUGAAUCAUGUGAUUCAGUUUCCUUUUGUUUAUCAAAAGCAUUAGCCGCACCAGUUGGCUCAAUAAUUGCUGGUACAGUUGAUUUUAUUAAACAAGCUAAAAGAUUAAGAAAAGUUCUAGGUGGUGGAUUAAGACAGUCGGGUAUAUUAGCUGCAGCCGGUAUUUUAUCUAUAACUGAAAUGCCGAAAUUAUUAAAAAAUGAUCAUGAAAACGCUAAAAUAUUAGCUGUGGGAUUAGCUAAAAUUGAUGGCAUCGAUAUAACAGCUUCAGAAGUUCAAACAAAUAUUGUAGUUAUUAAUUUAAAUUCUGAUAAAUUAUCCAUUGAUGCACCAACUUUAGCUAGUAAAUUAAAAGCUAAUCAUAAAAUUUUAAUUAGCGCAAGUGAGAUCACGAGAAUAAGAUUUGUUAUUCAUUAUAUGAUAACGACAGAAAAUAUUGAAUUUAUUUUGAGACAAAUUCAACACGAACUCGACCAAUAUAGAAAAUAA